Molecule: messenger RNA, 1313 nt
Organism: Bubalus bubalis (water buffalo)
Lineage: Eukaryota; Metazoa; Chordata; Mammalia; Artiodactyla; Bovidae
Gene: CLYBL
Product: citramalyl-CoA lyase
Exons: 9
Coding region: 25-1062 (345 amino acids)
Biological process (GO): regulation of cobalamin catabolic process
Molecular function (GO): (S)-citramalyl-CoA lyase activity
Source: RefSeq, a predicted model, not a curated record
GGGCGGGGCGCGCGCGUCGGGAAGAUGGCGCAGCGUCUGCUGAGGAGGGCGGCGCGAGGAGCGGCGGCGGCGGCGGCGGCGGCGGCGGCGCUGCCUAGGCUGAAAGCGUCCCUGGCAGCUGAGGUGUCCAGGCUUGGAUGCAGUUCCUCACCCAGCCACAAGUACAUCCCCCGGAGGGCCGUGCUCUACGUACCUGGCAAUGAUGAAAAGAAGAUAAACAAGAUUCCCUCCCUGAAUGUAGACUGUGCAGUGCUCGACUGUGAGGAUGGUGUAGCUGUGAACAAAAAGGAUGAAGCUAGAUUGAGAAUAGUAAAAACUCUUGAAGACUUUGACCUGGGCCCAACUGAAAAGUGUGUGAGGAUCAACUCGGUGUCCAGCGGUCUGGCAGAAGAAGACCUGGAGGCCAUCCUGCAGUCUCGGGUCCUUCCUUCCAGCCUCAUGCUCCCGAAGGUCGAAGGUCCUGAAGAAAUCCAGUGGCUUUCAGACAAAUUUUCAUUCUACUUAAAAAACCGAAAACUUGAACAACCUAUGAAUUUAAUCCCUUUUGUGGAAACUGCAAUGGGUUUGCUCAGUUUUAAGGCAGUGUGUGAAGAAGCAGUAAAGAACGGGCCUCGAGUGGGUCUUUUUCUAGAUGCUGUAGUUUUUGGAGGAGAAGACUUUCGAGCCAGCAUAGGUGCAACAAGUAGUAAGGAAACCCAAGAUAUCCUCUACGCUCGACAAAAGAUUAUUGUUGUAGCAAAGGCCUUCGGUCUACAGGCCAUAGAUCUGGUGUACAUCGACUUCCGGGAUGAAGAGGGGCUCCUCAGGCAGUCGAGAGAAGGAGCUGCAAUGGGAUUUACGGGUAAGCAGGUGAUACACCCCAACCAAAUCGCGGUGGUCCAGGAGCAGUUUUCUCCUUCUGCUGAAAAAAUUAAGUGGGCUGAAGAACUGAUUGCUGCCUUUAAAGAACAUCAGCAAUUAGGAAAGGGAGCCUUUACUUUCCGAGGGAGUAUGAUCGACAUGCCAUUACUGAAGCAGGCCCAGAACAUUGUUACGCUUGCCACAUCCAUCAAGGAAAAAUGAUCUGCUAAAUGAAGCUCUCAUCAGUACUUGGAAGGCAGUUGAUGCUACGAAAGGGGCCCUCAGAGUAACAGCAGGAUCUUGUGCCUGCUAAUGCUGCGGACGGUCACCGAACCUUCUGUAACCGCAAAGCCCGAGCCCCAGGCUGGCGGACACUGUCCUCCCGGCGCGAGACCCAUCCCCGCGAGGUUUCCACGUUGCAACUUCGGGGGAAAGUAAUUGGCAGACUUCAGCAUUAAAAUGUUAAAACCUUA